Sclerotinia trifoliorum is the source of this 4068-nucleotide messenger RNA. NCBI's taxonomy places the organism in Eukaryota, Fungi, Ascomycota, Leotiomycetes, Helotiales, Sclerotiniaceae. The record is from the annotation of a GenBank genome assembly.
AUUUGCUACUUGUUUGCUGUUAAUCCUACCCUUUAACAAACCAUCUUGAGUCGUAUUAUUGCGGUUAUCUGCCAGAUUGUUAGAUUUCAUAACCCUGUCUUCACUAUAGAGUAUAAACAAGAAGAGGAAAUGCCUGGUAAGGACCAAGAUUUUUAUGCUAUAGCUCCAGUUGAACCCCGCGUUGCAAGCAGGGGUACACAAAACAUGAGGGGCUAACACAUAUCAUAUUCAGAUUCAUCAUCAGAACAGAAUACUUUCAAACUACCAUCCUCCCCGAGAGUUUCUUCCAAAUUAGCUUUUUUCAACAUGCCCGAGAGAGAUUAUGAUGAUGAUGAUGAUGAUGUAGAGGAGGCGGGGUAUGAAGGUGCCUUCGAUGGCUUGGUGGACGAAACAAGUGAUAUGCUUCCAGAAGCAGCUCUUCUGUCAGACGACAUACCCGGCCUCGAGACACCUAUGUCCCAAAGUGGAUUGUUAGCUCGAGACAAGCAAAAGAAAACGGCAUACUUUGAUUAUCUCGCAGAGAAGGAGAUGAGCCAGGCAGAUUCGAAGCUAUUCUUUCAACGCAGCCAGUUGGAAGGUCAUAAAACUGGUAGCGGCAGCAAUUGGGGUAACUCUCAGAAGUCUGCAGUUCCUAGUCCUGUGUUGAAGCCGAGGUCAUUCUCUAACGUUUUAGACGCUGAACAAGGAGGUUUGCAUAGAUCUGGAGGUCAAGCUUCCGGGAAAAGCGCACAAAAUCUGCCACAGCUCAAUAAAUUCAGAAGUGCUCCUCCUAUUGGUCUAGCAGAUCUUGGGAAGCAUCCAGAAAGCGCUGUGGUUCAAGAACCGAGCCUUGCUGCGGGUGCAUUUGUUCAUACUCCUGGGGCGCAUGAUAGACGAGAAUCUUUACUUAGGGCAGACAAGGAAGCUAGAGAUCUUACAGUUCAUCCAGGUCUCCCACAUGAACACAAACCGUUGUUGGAAAUGGAAGGAUUGCAUGGUGCAGGUGCCGGUGUUGGCCUUGGUUCUGGUGCCGGUGGUUUCGCAAAUUCCGACGCUCACAUAACUGCCGAGCUCGCAUCCAUCUACACUAACAUCCAAAAGGUAAUUGAUAUUAGACAUAAGUACAUUCGCUUGUCGUUACAAGAAGAUGGUGAUAAUCCUAAAGAUGACCCGAAUUGGUGUAUUUACCCACCGCCACCUCAGCCAUCUUGGCACGACGAGAGAGCGAAAGAGGCUGCAACAAAUGCAAGAAAUAGUACGGCAAAUAGCAUGGCUAAUAGCAUGGUAUUGCCACCUCAGAUUGAUGCUCAAAGCCACCAGCGAACCCUCAGUGGCGCAGCCUCAGAACUAUCAAUCUCUCAAGCUACCAGUGCCCCCAAAACUCCUCUCCGUAAGCGAAAACCUGGACAAGAUAUCGGUUCUGAUUUCGAAAUGGAGGAUCUCCUCCCACUUCCUCCGCCCGGAGAGAUGACCUUCCGACUUGAUGGUAGUGGAGUAUUCCAAGUCUAUGAGAACUCAAAGCUUCAAGAACUUGAUACGCCAGUAAUCAACAUUCCUGAUAUCAGAGAAUUCUACAUGGAUUUGGAACAAAUCCUCAAUGUCUCAUCUGACGGUCCAAGUAAAAGUUUUGCCUUUCGUCGUUUGCAGUAUUUGGAGGGUAAAUUCAACCUUUACGUCCUUCUCAAUGAAUACCAAGAAAUGGCGGACAGUAAACGUGUACCGCAUAGGGAUUUCUACAAUGUUAGAAAGGUUGAUACCCACGUUCAUCACUCUGCUUGUAUGAACCAAAAGCAUCUACUCCGUUUCAUUAAGAGUAAAAUGAAGAAGAAUCCUGAUGAAAUUGUCAUGUUCAGGGAUGGUAAGCAUCUCACACUAGCUGAGGUUUUCCAAAGUAUCAACUUGACUGCUUAUGAUUUGAGUAUUGAUACCCUCGAUAUGCACGUAAGUCUAUACCUUCUUAAAUUUUGGUAGACUUUUCUGACUCUUAACUAAAGGCCCAUACCGAUUCUUUUCAUCGAUUCGACAAAUUCAAUCUGAAAUAUAAUCCUGUUGGAGAGUCUCGAUUGAGAACGAUUUUCUUGAAAACAGACAAUUUUAUCAAUGGAAGAUAUCUUGCAGAAAUCACUAAAGAGGUCAUUUCAGAUCUUGAAUCAAGCAAAUAUCAAAUGGUUGAAUGGCGUAUCUCGAUCUAUGGAAGAACUAUCGAUGAAUGGGAUAAGCUAGCAGCAUGGGUUGUUGACAACAAACUAUUCUCUCACAAUGUUCGGUGGUUGAUUCAGGUUCCACGACUGUUCGACGUUUACAAAUCUAGUGGUUUGAUGGAGAACUUUGAACAAGUUAUCAUUAAUUUGUUUCAGCCGCUGUUUGAGGUCACAAAAGAUCCAUCCAGUCACCCGAAGCUUCACAUCUUCCUUCAGCGAGUUAUUGGGUUCGACAGUGUGGACGAUGAGAGUAAAGCUGAAAGGAGAUUGUUCAGAAAGUUCCCAGUUCCGAAAGUAUGGGAUUCUAAGCAAAAUCCGCCCUACAGCUAUUGGAUCUACUACCUUUUUGCCAAUAUUUCUUCGUUGAAUGUGUGGCGCAAGCAACGUGGUUUCAACACAUUCUUACUGCGACCUCAUUGUGGAGAAGCUGGUGACACUGAUCAUCUGGCUGCUGCAGUUCUUUGCUGUCAUAGCAUCAGUCAUGGUUUGUUGCUCCGAAAAGUACCUUUGCUACAAUACAUCUUCUAUCUCGAGCAGAUUGGAGUGGCAAUGUCCCCUUUGAGUAACAAUGCACUGUUCUUGGCAUAUGAAAGAAAUCCUUUCCUUUCUUAUUUCAAGCGAGGUCUUAAUGUAUCUCUCUCCACUGACGAUCCUCUUCAAUUCGCCUUCACAAAGGAGCCACUCAUCGAGGAAUACUCUGUCGCUGCACAAAUCUACAAGCUUAGCGCAGUAGAUAUGUGUGAGUUGGCGAAGAAUUCCGUCAAACAAAGUGGGUUUGAGCAUUCUGUCAAGCAGAGAUGGCUGGGUCCAGAUUAUGAUCUACCUGGAGUUAAGGGUAAUACGAUGGCGAAGAGCAAUGUCCCAAAUAUUAGGGAAGGCUUCCGACAUGAAACUUUGAUGCAGGAAUUAUCCAUGUAAGUCAUAAUUUUGCUUCUUUCGGAAUAAAUGCACUGCUAACAAUAACAGGAUUGAACGUUACACUGCUUUGUCAACUCCUGCAAUUCAAACAUCAGGUCCAGCAGAAGGUAAUUCCUUCUUUCUGGGACCACGGCCACAUUCGCCAACAUCAUCCAUGAAAGCUUCUGCUAGCGUGGUAGAUCAUGGUCCCUCGCAACAAUAUCAGCAUCAUCCUGCUCAGGCUGCCCGCAUCCCCCUCUCCCAUUCUCAGCUACACGUAGAUUCUCAUUUAAAGCAUCACCAGAAGGGCACAGAUAGCCCAUCUGGUUACGCUACUCCAAAUCAACAAACACAACCCAACUCAUCAUUCAACUCGCCACAUUCAGCCAAUAAAGGACGCGAAAAGUCCUGGGGAUUGGAAGCGAGCUUUAGUGAUCUGCAUCUAUCAGGCAGUGAACCGAGAAUCUUUCCCGGUUUGGUCAGUAGGAAGCAAAGGAGAGAGAGCACCAGAAAGAAUAGUGUGACGGAAAGUGACGAGCAUGGUUUGAUGAUGUUGAAGAGAGGUAGCAAUAACAAGAGUGUCACUACAUUAGAUGGGAAAUUAGAUGAAGAGAACGACAUGCAACAGAGCGAUGUAGACGUUGAUGAUGCUGCCGAUUCGAAUUGAAAUAUUUUGGGCAGGUAUAAAGAUGGAGAUUUAGAGAAAGCUACGUUUUCUAUGCUAGGGAUACGAUGGAGUGUUUUGAAUAUGGAUCGAGAUGGCUCGACAUAGAUGUUUAUACGGUGUAGUUCAACAUAAGGACAGGAAACACUGGUCGUAAACAACAACAAUUUCACUGGUAGAAUAGAUAAACUGGCAUUGAUACAUUUUGAUAUGAAUUAAAUAGGGACAUAAUAUGUCUACGAAGAUACAUAGAAUAGAAUCCGCUACGGUCAGUAUGAAUUAAUGGGCCUACAUAGAAUAUAGAAUGAAAGCUCUGCGAAAUCAUGA